UACUGUGUAUCAACUAUUUAUAUGUGCGUGGCUGUCAAAAGAGAAAAGAAAGCAAAAAUUAAAGGAAAAAUCUUUUUCUCUCGCAGGAAAAGCGAAAUUGAUUUGAAGAAUUGCUCUUGCUGGAUUCCUAGAACAUGGCAACAGUAGGAGAACCUCUCACACUAGCAAGAGACGUCAAAAGAUCGAUUGAACUACUGGAUAAAUUGCAGAAAGGUGGCGAAAUACCUGCUACAAAAUUGGCAGCAUUGCAAAAAGUACUUCAAAGUGAUUUUCUGAACGCAGUUCGCGAGGUUUACGAACAUGUAUAUGAAACUGUAGAUAUUCAGGGAUCUCAAGAUGUACGAGCAUCGGCAACAGCAAAAGCUACAGUCGCAGCUUUUGCAGCUAGUGAAGGUCAUGCUCAUCCUCGUGUAGUAGAAUUACCAAAAACAGAAGAAGGUCUUGGGUUCAAUGUAAUGGGAGGAAAAGAACAAAACUCUCCCAUUUAUAUAUCUAGAAUUAUUCCUGGUGGCGUUGCUGAUCGUCAUGGAGGUUUGAAACGAGGAGAUCAAUUACUUUCGGUCAAUGGAGUGUGCGUUGAGGGUGAGAACCACGAAAAAGCAGUCGAACUUUUAAAGCAAGCUCAAAACUCUGUAAAGCUGGUAGUUCGCUACACGCCACGAGUUUUAGAAGAAAUGGAACUGCGUUUUGACAAACAAAGAGCUGCUCGUAGACGUCAGCACAUGCAAUAAGCAUUUGGCGAAUUUUUCUAGCUCUUUAAACAAAAAUCCACGGCAUUUACAGUAGCACUCGUCUCAAGAUCCAGGAAUUGCAUAAUAAUUAUUUAUAAGUUUCUUCAUGUACUGUUACAAUAAAUCAUUUACUACCAG
This is a messenger RNA of Belonocnema kinseyi, 869 nucleotides long. It is a transcript of the gene veli, whose product is annotated as protein lin-7 homolog C. Gene Ontology annotation, molecular function: protein binding. Gene Ontology annotation, biological process: neurotransmitter secretion; protein localization to basolateral plasma membrane; maintenance of epithelial cell apical/basal polarity. Gene Ontology annotation, cellular component: synapse; basolateral plasma membrane; cell-cell junction. The record is from RefSeq and is a predicted model, not a curated record. NCBI's taxonomy places the organism in Eukaryota, Metazoa, Arthropoda, Insecta, Hymenoptera, Cynipidae. The transcript has 5 exons. Bases 135 to 731 code for a protein of 198 amino acids.